AUGUUUACAAAAACCUCAAAACAAGUCCUAUCUCCACUGGCUGAAAGUGUCAGUGCUCUUAUUGUCAUCAUCUCUGAUUCUGAACUCAAUGGAACUCCUAUUCCAGAUCUAUCCCAAUUGAGCCUGGCCCUAGAAUCCCAGUUGGCCAAUUUGCUCAAUGUGGCAACCAAGAUUGUUGAGCAACAAAUGGCAGAUGUUCAAAUAAAAAAGGAUAUGCCUGGUGCCUGUGAAGAAGUAUCGACCACUUCAAAAAUUCUGGUUUCGUCGGUCAAGGAGCUCAAACAAAACCCAGUAUCCAAUCUUGGUCGAACCCAGUUGCUCGAGGCUGUAAAGGGUAUUCUUUCUGGAACAACACAUAUACUACAAGUGGUUGACGAUGCUCAAGUCCGUAAGAUUCUUGCAGCAUCGACUGUAUUUCGAGAUCACUUGUCUGGGCUUCUCAACUGUCCUUCCAAACAAUCAGACGAUCAAUUAUUUCAGCAAAAGGCAAAAGCUUAUAUUCAAUGCGUUACACAAAUGUCCCAGCGUGUAGUCGUUCUUGCGCAGCUUGCGUCUCAGCGAGUAGGAGAAAUCUUGUCAGACUUUAUGCAGCAGGAACUACAGGAGGCUAUCAAAGUACUUACAAAGGAAAGUCCAUUGGUAGUGAGCGCUUGUAAGAUGGUGAUCACUCAGCCUGGCAUUGAAACUUCUGCAUCGAUCAUGAAGAGCAUAUGUGAACAGCUUCGAGAUGCUAGUUUGCGGAUUGAUGAAAUUGUUUUAUGGAAGGGAGAUGAGGAUCAUAGUACAGUGAUCAAUCAGAUAUCAUCCCAUGAAAAUGCUGAAAAACGACGAAAGGCGGCAAUGCAUAUGAUUGUAGAGCCAUUUUCUACUCUUAAUGUAUCCGAAUCUUGUCAAAAAAUCUACCAAAACUACCUUGUGACAUGCAAAGAAAGUUUAAAAGAGCUGCAAGGCUCACUUUCCACGAUCGGUGUAACCAAGCAAACCACGUUUUCCUAUACUCUUGCAAAUGAGCUGCAAACUAAUAUUUCUAGGCUUGAAGAACUCAUCAACAACACAAAAUAUAGCGAAUUUUCUACGGCCAACAAAGACGCAAUCGACGUUGAAAUCAAAGAGCUGAUGUCUUCCAUUGACAAAGGCUUUACUAUUUUGGAAACAAGUGUUUCUAGAUGUCUUGUUGGAGACCUUGUUAGCACUAUUGGCACGCUUUCUGAACCAACACGUCCCGGAUCACUAGUGUCAACCAUGCUACUUUCUGCUGAAGCUCAGGACUGUGUAGCAAUGGCAGAAUCUAACCGUCAAUUUAUCCUAGCAAAUCAAAAGCUUGGUAAUCUCAUCAACCAUACUCUUUCUGCUACUGAACAUGCCAAUCCGCAACAAUGUCAAUUGGUACGCCUGAAGACCUCUCGUGUUGAAAAGCUGCAAUGUGCUGUAUCUCUUGCUAGUGAUAUGGUUCGUGUCAAUCCUACAGACAAUAUAUCCCGAGAACACUUCAAGACAAUCAUGGCUUCUUACGUUGAAGCGGUUCGAGAUUUACAAGCAGUAGUUAUAAUGCAAGAAGGUAUAUUUUCUGCCGACAAUCUCGUGUUUGGUUCUAAAAAAGCAUUUGAUCAGCAAGCGGACGCUCUCUGUGCCGAUCUGGCUCAAGGAGUCAAGCCUGAAAUCAUGGCUCAUCGUCUAGCAUCCCUUCAAGCAGCAGCGUCUCAGUUUAUUGCUGUAGCUGAAAAGGAAAAGGAAUACAGUGAAGAUGUGGGAUACAAGUCUGAAUUGGACAUGAAACUCAAUAUUGUCCAAACUGUUUUUAAUGGACUCGUUGCCAAUGUUCAAACGCUUAUGUUACAAAACGUACCCGUAACGGCCGAUCAGAUGGAAGGUAUUCAUCUUGUGGUUGAAAAUCUUACCGAGCAACUAUCUAGUCUUGGAUCCACAGUAGGAUCAUACAAGGGUGGUAGCGAUGAGGUUUUGAUCAAACCGCCACCUGUUUCUGCAGCAGUGAUUUCUAUAGAAUCCAUUGCCGAGGUUCCUGUCAAAUCCGAGGAUAAAGAUUUGGAAUGUGUGAAUCAGCAAAUAAGCACGCUGAUGGUUGCCGGACCGCCUGUUGACUCGAAUCGAACAUCACGUCCCUCGCGUACAUCGUUUGUUGAGGACGAAGCCUUGCGUGCUUUAACCAAAAUGGUGUCUGAAACGGUUGUUGUGAAUGAGAUUGCACCACAGAUGCUCACUGUUGAAGAAGCCAUCUUGAAUCCGAUCAAGGCUGCAGGACAGGAACUGAUGGUAGAAGCAUCAAUCUGGGCUACAGAAAACAAUCCGAUUAUUGAAACUGUCGCGUGCAUGUCGCAGCGGAUGCUGGAUCUAUCACAACACCAUCAAAAACUGAUCUAUUCAGGUCAAAAUGCAGGAGCCAAACGAUUGUUUAUUCAAUCAGCACAAGCCAUCCUGGUGGAUGCCAACACACUUCUUAAAGUAGCCCAACCUUUGGCAGAGUCAUGCACAGACAGAAGACUUCGUAUACAGCUGAACGGUACGCUUACACACAUGACGACACUUGCGCAGCAGCUCAAGAUUGUAGCAGCAGUAAAGGCGUCGUCGCCGUUAGAUUCAGACCGAGAUGUGCAGUUGAUAUCGUGCGCGCAAAAUCUAAUGAAGAGUGUCAAGACGGGACUGCGUGAAUGCGUCAGCUGCAGUCUGCGAGUCAAGAAAGGAGCCGAGGGAUCAGUCAGUGGAGGGAUUAUAAAGUUCCGUAGAGUCAUCUAUGCAGAGAACAAUUCUUGAGUAAUAAUGAAGAAUAGAUCCAAUUGAACCAGAUUUGAAUAAACCAAGUUUAUACCAUC
Molecule: messenger RNA, 2828 nt
Organism: Batrachochytrium dendrobatidis JAM81
Lineage: Eukaryota; Fungi; Chytridiomycota; Chytridiomycetes; Rhizophydiales
Exons: 5
Coding region: 1-2769 (922 amino acids)
Biological process (GO): cell adhesion
Cellular component (GO): cytoskeleton; cytoplasm; plasma membrane
Molecular function (GO): actin filament binding
Source: RefSeq, a predicted model, not a curated record